Messenger RNA from Brassica rapa (field mustard), 1089 nucleotides. RefSeq names its product basic leucine zipper 9. The record is from RefSeq and is a predicted model, not a curated record. Gene Ontology annotation, biological process: regulation of DNA-templated transcription. Gene Ontology annotation, molecular function: DNA-binding transcription factor activity. NCBI's taxonomy places the organism in Eukaryota, Viridiplantae, Streptophyta, Magnoliopsida, Brassicales, Brassicaceae.
GCUUAUAUAAAGAAGACGUCUAUCACAACUUACACCUCCCCUCCUCUCUUUUCCCACCAAAUAUCUUCUACUUGUGUGUUCACAUAGAAAAAAAUGGAUGGUCACACAGCUAAAGACAUUGGUAUGAAGAAAAGUGCUUCCGAGUUGGCUCUACAAGAGUUACUCACUAAGUUGUUGUCUAGACAAGAAUCUAUUCUUGACACAAGCCCUCUAGACCCUUCUUUUGAUCUAAUGAACUGGGAUUACACAUGUGAGUUAAGAGAUAGUCUUUUGAAGUCUGAGAUCUUGACUCCAGCUGGACUUUUUAUUGAUGCACAGUCCUCAAUCUGUGAGAAUCUGUCAGCUGAUAGUCCAGUGUCAGCCAAUAAACCUGAGGCAAAAAGAGCGGCUCGCGGAACCGUGAGUGUAUAUACUGAUGAUCACUCUGAUGAAGAAGAUGCAGAGACAGAAGCUAGCCAGUCUGAAAUGACUAAUGAUCCCAAUGAUGUAAAACGUAUUAGAAGGAUGUACUCAAACAGAAUAUCAGCAAGACGUUCAAGGCAAAGGAAGCAAGAGCAGUUGGCAGAUCUUGAAUCUCAGGUUGAUUCAUUGAAAGGAGUGAACUCAACACUCUACAAGCAGCUCAUAGACGCAACACAACAGUUUCGUAGUGCUGGAACAAAUAACAGAGUUCUCAAAUCAGAUGUUGAGACUCUGAGAGUCAAGGUGAAACUAGCAGAAGAUUUGAUAGCUAGAGGUUCCCUCACUAGCAGCUUGAAUCAACUUUUACAAACUCAUCUAAGUCCACCACAACAUUCCAUCAACAGUCUGCACUACACAGGAAAUAACACCUCACCGGCCAUUACAGUCCAUAGUGACCAAUCUCUGUUCCCUGGAAUCACCAUCUCUGGACAGAACUCGAGCCCUGGACUUGGUAAUGUAUCCAGCGAAGCUGUUAGCUGCGUCUCAGAUAUCUGGCCAUAAGUGUCUCUUUAUUCAUAAUAUGUAAUGAUCAUUCUGAAAAUUUCAUGUAUGUGUUUCACUAUAGAAUUAGAAACAUAUAAAUGAAAUCUACGUUUGGUUAAUUAAACUCAAGUUUCGUUUACAAGA